GCAACUAUUGGAAGUAGCGGGCGGAACAGAAUCUGGGGAAGCAGUUUGGCGCCCGGGGUCCCCUGGCUAGUAGCUCUUAGCCCACGGUGUGGUGUGAAGAUAUGGAUCAUGAGCAGAGGCGGGGAGCUGCACUGCUAAGGCUGUUACACCUCCUGUGGUUGCUGCCCUACUCCCGGACCGCCCCUGAAGCUCCUACCCCAGCGUGGCGGGAUGAACUGCAAAACCACACGUUCCUGCACACAAUAUACUGCCAGAACUGGAGUCCCAGCAUCAGCCUCUCGGAAGCCUAUGAUGGGGACCAGCUUUUCUCCUUUGACUUUUCCCAGAACACCCGAGUGCCUCGCCUGCCUGAAUUCGCUGACUGGGCUCAGAAGCCUGGAGAUAAUUCCACGAUUUUCUUUGACAAAGAGUUCUGCCAAGCUAUAAUCCAGAAAAUAGGACCCAAACUCGAAGGGCAAAUCCCUGUGUCUAGAGGGUUUCCUAUUGUUGACAUGUUCACGCUGAAGCCCCUGGAGUUUGGCAAGCCCAACACCCUGGUCUGUUUUGUCAGUAAUCUCUUCCCACCCACGUUGACGGUGAAUUGGCAGCAUCACUCCGACCCUGUGGAAGGAAUCAGGCCCACUUUUGUGUCCGCAGUUGAUGAACUCAGCUUCCAGGCCUUUUCUUACUUAAACUUCACACCAGCACCCUCUGACCUAUUCUCCUGCGUUGUGACUCAUGAGAUUGACAACUACACGGCAGUUGCCUAUUGGGUGCCCCAUAAUGCGCUGCCCUCUGACCUUCUGGAGAAUGUGCUGUGUGGUGUGGCCUUUGGCUUGGGUGUGCUGGGCAUCAUUGUUGGCUUAGUCCUAAUCAUGUACUUCCGAAAGCCUUGCUCAGGUGAUUGAUUCUCCCCGACCAGAGUCUGGUGCCAGCAGUGUCGAUCAUGAAUGCAACGGGAGAUGAGGUUUCCCACAUCCAGCCCAAGAUCUCUCCUUCUCCGAGCAGGAGUCCCUGGGAUGGCCCGGGGGGUGUGCACGUGCGCGUUUAUACAGGUUUCUCAGCUGGGGGCUCUGCUGUCCCCGGGCUUGCACCCAGGGGAACCCAGAGUGGCUUUCCUAUCACGACCACAUUCCUUCCCACUUUAGGGCAAUAAAUCUUAUUUCUUAAUA
Molecule: messenger RNA, 1151 nt
Organism: Callorhinus ursinus (northern fur seal)
Lineage: Eukaryota; Metazoa; Chordata; Mammalia; Carnivora; Otariidae
Product: HLA class II histocompatibility antigen, DM alpha chain
Biological process (GO): antigen processing and presentation; immune response
Cellular component (GO): membrane; MHC class II protein complex
Source: RefSeq, a predicted model, not a curated record